This is a messenger RNA of Parnassius apollo (apollo), 2949 nucleotides long. Lineage: Eukaryota; Metazoa; Arthropoda; Insecta; Lepidoptera; Papilionidae. The record is from the annotation of a GenBank genome assembly.
AUGUUCGUGGAGCCGGCAGAGACGUACAGCAAGCCGGACAACUGGCCUCCGGAAUCUGAACGUACGCUUACCUACCGCCUGUGCUGCGAGACGCCAUUGCCGCAGAACACUCUUCUGCGACUCAUAUUCAUAGGACUUUCCAAAGACAUCCCAGUAUCGCCGGCGGAGGUGUUCGAGCUGGUGGAACAGUUAGUGCGGCGUGCCUGUGCGCUCCCUGCCGAGGACAUGCCGCUUCAGGUCGACAAGCUCGAGAUCGCCGACUACAUCUUCCAACUGUGCCAGUUCCACCCGCCUGACAACAUAACACUUCCCGCUGGGUACAGCGCGCCGGCGCUGGCCAUCACGUCGCUGUACUGGCGCGGCUGGCUGCUGCUAACAAUGCUGGCGGCGCACAACCCGCACGGCUUCGCCGAGCGCGCCGCCGCCACCUAUCCCACGCUGCGGGCGCUCAUCGAGAUGUGCAUCACCGGCAAACCGAGCAUAGAGUGGAAUAAUAAUUCAGCUGGCGAAGCAGAACGCGCGGAAGCUGAACGUGCUUCCAUUCUGCAACUAGAGACGCACUUGGCCACCGCCAGCAAUGCUAAACUGCCCAUUACCGAGCACAGCUCGCGAUUGCUGAGCCAGUUGACAGUGCUGGAGCCCUUAGGUCCGGCACGGCGACCACCAAGUGGAGUGGCGGACGCCUUGGCAGCCUUAAGUUCUCAGCUAAAGCUGGGGCGGCUCCUGUGCCGGCAGCCUGCCCUGCUGCUGCAGUUAGUUGAGCGUCACGGCACCCGGCGCGCUAUGCCCUGGUUGCACCAGCUGCUGCGGCACGAUCAGCUCGAGCUCAGCGUUCUGCCGGUGCAGUGCUUGUGCGAGUUCCUGUCUGCGGGCGGCGCGGCUGGCGCUGGUGGUGGCAGCUCUGGCGGCGGCGAGGCGGGCAAGGCGGGCGAACUAUGUGCGCAUCUGCGCCGCACGCUGGCCAGCGAGGAGGGCGCGCGCGCCGUGUUGCACUACUACAUGCAGCGUCUCGCGCACGCACACGCGCACACGCGCGCCGCCGCCAAUAGGGGUCUUAAAUUAGUGCUGUCUCAGUCUGAAGACACCACGGAGAUGGACUAUAAUGCGGAAGUCAGCCCUGAGGAGUGGCUGAGCCUGCUGUGGUCGCUGCGGCACUGGGAGGCGGUGCGGGGCGAGGCGGUGGCGCGCAUCCGGGCCGCGUGUCUUGUGGAGUGCGCGCCGCGACAUGUCGCCGCCUACCUCAGCUUCCUCGCAGACCACGUGGACGCUGCACCAGAACUCGACCACAUCGAAAUCGUUCUCGACUUGAGCCAGGUUCUGAUGGAGCGCACGACGGUGACGAGCUGUAUCCUGCCACCAGUGGAUGCUCGUGACGCUCCGCGCGACGAGCGUCUCAUGGCGCAGCACCGCGCUUUGUACUCUUUCACACGCAUUCUACACGCACACUUGCGACAGGUGGUGCGCGCAGGGCUGCAGGAGGAGGGUGAUGAGGAGGGCGAGGGGGAGGGUGCGGAGGCGUGGGGCGGUGCAGAGCGCGUGCUGCUGCAGUGGCCGGGCGGCCGCCGAGCGCGCCUGCAUCUCGUGCUCGUGCACGCGCAUCUUAAGCUGCUCUGCUAUGGACCCUCGCUAUACGACACGAACCAGGAGAUGUACUCGUGGCUGCAGUCGAUGUGGGUGGGCGGGCAGGGCGGGGAGGGUGCGGUAUGCGGCUGGGAGAGUGGGGAGGGUGCGGAGGGCGAGGCGCUGCUGCCCGACUGGCUGCGCCUGCACCUGGUGCGCUCGGCGCGCGCGCCGCUGCUGGCCGCCGGCCUCCGCGGUCUGCCCGCACACAAGCUGGCGCUCUUCAUACAGACCUUCGGCAUGCCCGUGCCCUCCAUGAGUGCGCUGCUGGCAGCAUUAGACGCGUGUCCAGCUGGCGCGGUGGUGCGGCUGGGCGUGGAGCGCGGCUACAUGGCGCAGCUGCUACGCGUGCAGCGCGCGCGCGGUGCUACCGGCGGCAGCGCUUUCGCCGCAGCGUUGCGCCUACAGCAACCGCAGCUGCCGCCAGAUGACUCGCUGUUCGCUGACGAGCCCUUGCCUGAAGAGACGCAAUCCGCGUGGGAUACGGCCAGCGCGACUCCACGUCUCGAGCCAGACCAUGUGCUCGGUCUCUUGUCUGCAGUCUUCGAUUCUGGAGACUCUCGUUUCGACAUCGACACCGCUUGCACCCAACUAAAUGCUCUGAUAGCGGAGGAGGGCGUGCGUGGUGAGGAAGGCGUGUACAGCCACGCGGCGCUGGCGUUUCUACGCAGCUGCGCUCCGCACGCGCUGCUGCGCCGGCCUGCGCAUGCCGCCGCGCUGCUGCGCACACUGCACGCUGCGCACCCGCAAGCACUCGCGCAGGUACGUUCCUGCGCACGUUACAUGCGUACGUUCCUACGCAGCUACGCUCCGCACACGCUGCUGCGCCGGCCUGCGCAUGCUGCCGCGCUGCUGCGCACGCUGUGCGCCGGUCACCCGCACGCACUCGCGCAGGUGGCGGGCACGCUGCUGGCGAGUGGCAAGUGCGGCGUCGGCCCGCUGGGCGAGCUGCUGCGUGCGCCGCUGGCCGCCCGUGCCCCGCACGCCCCGCGCGCCGCGCUCGCGCCCCGCCUGCCGCAAUGCGCCACCAGGGAACAACUCAUUGCAGCAUUGGAAGCAACGACCCCGAACACUUUGGAGGCGGUUGGCAACUACAUCAUCGAGACACAGGACACUCAGCUGGUGGUAGAAGUCAUUUCAAUUCUGUUGGAAAAAAGCCAGGACGGACACUACGAAACAAAGGUGAAGUGCGAGAGCGAAGCGGAGGAGGAGGCGGCGGCGCACGUGUUCUCGCGGCGCGGCCUGGGCUGCGGCCUGUUGCUGGACUGGCUGGCCGAGCUGCAGCGUGAGACGCUCGGCAGAGAGGUACCCCCUCCCACCUUCUGCUGA